CUAUCAAACCCUAAUAAUUAUCCCUAAUUUCCGCUCUAACAUAUAACGAAGGAUUUCACAAUCGGAAUCCUUCAUUUUCAUCUCCUCAAUCGAAGAAUUUAGGUCUUCACAGUACCGGAAACAAUGGCAUCGCGGAGAUUCUUCGCGUUCCUCCUCUUGAUUUCUUCUCGGAUUUUCUUCGGAUUUUCUCAACAUCUCGGCAACUUCUUCAAAGGAAUGGACUCGGACUUAAUUCCGCCGUGUAUGCAGAAGAUUCUUCCAUGUCAACCGUUCAUCAAGUUGCCAGAAAAUCCGUUGCCGGUGUGCUGUUUGCCGUUAAAGGAGAUGCUGGCCGGCGAUCUUCCGUGCCUCUGCUCUUUCUUUAACAAUGCGGAAAUGUUGAAGUCUCUGAAUGUUACGCAGAGCCAAGCCUUGAAGCUUCCAAAGGCUUGCGGUGCCGCCGAUGUUGAUAUUUCUGCCUGCAACCACCAUGCCGGCCCGCCAUCGACCGGUUCAACGGAUGCACCUCCUUCUCCUCCAGCCCCUAAAACUUCCGAUGGUUCUUCUCCCAGCAAACCAGACAGCUCAAGCAGGAGUAACAAUCCAACUUAUGGCAUUGACUAUGGCUUUGCGGCUGCUUCCUCAUUUGUGGCUUUGUUGCUUUCAGCAUUAUAGGUUUUCCUUUUGAUUUUAAUUUAGUUAGUCUUUCUUUAUUUCUAAUUAGAGCUUACUUUUUGUUAAGUCCGUUCUAAUUUCCUAAGAGAAAAUUUCAUUUUGUUACACAUGACUUGAUUUUUAUUACUUCCUCCUUUGUUUA
This is a messenger RNA of Benincasa hispida (wax gourd), 796 nucleotides long. RefSeq lists its product as uncharacterized. The record is from RefSeq and is a predicted model, not a curated record. Lineage: Eukaryota; Viridiplantae; Streptophyta; Magnoliopsida; Cucurbitales; Cucurbitaceae.